This is a messenger RNA of Clavispora lusitaniae ATCC 42720, 474 nucleotides long. NCBI's taxonomy places the organism in Eukaryota, Fungi, Ascomycota, Pichiomycetes, Serinales, Metschnikowiaceae. The record is from RefSeq and is a predicted model, not a curated record.
AUGGAUGGCAAACUGACCCAAGAUGGAUCCCAUAAUAUAGGUGUUGAAGAUUCCAUCUUGUGGUCUUUCCUUGCUCAAUUUCUGAAGUGGCUUACCACGAGAAAUACUCAAGAAACACACAGACAACAAGAUUCCAGAAAUGGUAGAUUGGCCAUCACCAAACUUGAUACCAGCCAAGUACAACACAGACAAAGAGUAGGCGGAAAUCAAACAGUUCAAUGCCAAAAUCUUGUACAUUUGGAUGGUAGAAACCAACGCACAACGACCUUGACGGAUAAUAUUUGUAACAGAGGACACAUUGGCCAAUUUCGACGUGAAAGGUGCGGCAACAGAAGCGUCACCCAACUUCAAGGUUGGAACAUCGUCCUCAUCGCCAGCAUCAGAAACGGAAUUCAACAAGCUGUCAGCAAUCUUACUGGCACUAACCUUUCCCUUUUCAUCCUUCUCAAAGACAAUUGGGAGAACGUCAUUCUU